Molecule: messenger RNA, 884 nt
Organism: Cuscuta epithymum
Lineage: Eukaryota; Viridiplantae; Streptophyta; Magnoliopsida; Solanales; Convolvulaceae
Source: the annotation of a GenBank genome assembly
AAAGAAAUAGACCCACGUACGAAAGUUAUUACUUGGAAUGCAACAAAUUUAUCUUUUCUUGAUUCUCGCACAAAUGCUUGUGAACAAGAAAUUCAAAAGAUUAUUCAUUUACAAAAUGUUGCAAACCAAUUGUCUAAUGCUUUCACAGACUCAAAGAAAGUGACCAAGUCACAUAUUCCAGCUAUGAAUGCUCCUUCUCGAAUAGAAAUUCCUGCGGAGAUUAGCAAAAGAACACUUGCUAAUGAAUCUAUGAUACGUAAAAAACGUGGUAGACCACUUGGUUCAAGAGAUUUGAAACCAAGAAAAUUUAACUGCAAGUUGUAGUUUGGGAUGCCAAAGAAGUUCAACCUUCUCAAGAAGAAAAUGAACAUUUUGAAAAUAUCGGCUUUGAAGAUAACAUCAAUAAUAAUGAAACCUCAAAAGAGGAUCCAAUCACCUUCGAAGAGGUAAAUAUUCCAAAUACAGAUAGAAACGUCGAUAAUUUCGAAAUUUCAAUUAAUUACGUUUCUAAUGGAAUACAAUGAAAUAGAAAUGAUAUUGAUGUUAAUGAUAUAUUUUUCAUAUGCCAUUGCCACAAAUAUAAUGAAUGAACACAAUGACAAUGAGCCUAUUGAUGAAUGUCGUCGUAGAAAUGAUUGGCCAAAAUGGAAUGAAGCAAUUCAGGUAGAAUUAAAAUCGCUAGAAAAGCGUAAUGUUUUUGGACCAAUUGUUCAUACGCCAAAAGGCGUAAAACCUGUCGGUUUUAAAUGGUUUUUUGUGCGUAAACGCAACGAGAAAAAUGAAAUCGUUAGAUACAAAGCCCGGCUUGUUGCCCAAGGUUUUUCUCAAAUGCCAGGAAUCGAUUAUGAUGAGACGUAUUCUCCAGUAGUUGAUGCUACAACUUU